Messenger RNA from Linnemannia hyalina, 828 nucleotides. The record is from the annotation of a GenBank genome assembly. NCBI's taxonomy places the organism in Eukaryota, Fungi, Mortierellomycota, Mortierellomycetes, Mortierellales, Mortierellaceae.
AUGGCCAAGUAUUUGUCGACCCCAAAGGCAACGCGGUCCGCCCUCAGCCGAGGAUGGUUCAGCAGCUCGGAAGGGGACGACGCCCUAGACGAGGAUCAGAAAGAGUGGCUGUUCAAGGCCAUACACGCCAUUUACACGGUGUACAGGUGCUGCGCUUUCCAUAUUCCCCAUGAGGAGAAGGAGUCGUGGUACAUGGCAACCCUUUGGUCAUUCUUGUUGCCAUUUCUCAACGAAGGCAACACGCUAGUGUACCGCCCUGGAGAGGCGGUGUCAGAGGCGUCGGUCCUCCGCAAGAAUGCCACCAGGACCCUGGAGACCCGCCGAGUCUAUGGACACAAGAUUGACGGGUUGAUCUCCAGUACGAUGACGAGGCUCGAGUUUGGCGGUAUCGAGGCGGCCAAGACAGACGAGGGCGCUCAAAGCACCAAAGCUCUGAUGGAUACAAGAAAGAUGGCCAAAUUGCUGAAAGACAUGCACGACUGCAUUGUGAGCAAGACGGACGACGCGAACGCUCUGCAUGAGCUGGAAACCUUUGGCCUCCAGAUCAGUCGUACCAAGGUGACCAUCUACAGGCUCCGCAAGAUCCGUGUUGAUGGCCCGCACUACCAGUUGGUGAACCAUGGAUCCUACAUGUUCCCGCUUAGGCUAGCGGCAGCGGCGAUUAUCCGCUUGCUCGCCGCUCUGGUGGCCCUCAAGAAGUCGAUGGAGGAGAUGGACACCAAGAUUGCGGCGUGGACAAUCCCUGGCGUUCUGUUCGAGCAUGAGGUCCUUAUUCAAACACUCGACUCUCCUCGUUCUUCCAUUACGGAUGAGUCGUCCGUCUCUUAA